UGAAGAUUCCAAUAUUUGACCCACCCUUUUCCAAAAAUUAAAAAACAAUACAUAAAAUAUUAUUAUUCCCCUGAAUAAAUUGAACUUCUUCCUCUCAACUUCCUUACUCCAACUUCAAUUCAAACUCCUUCCUCCAAACACAUAUGUAUAUAUAUACUCUUUAUAAUAUAUAGCCACCAUAGUAUAAAAACCCCAUCUUUCAACAUAAACCAAACGUGACUUCCAAUUCGGCGUUCCAGAAAUCAAGCUGAAGAAGAUGGGAUUGACCAAAGAUGAAAACAGAGUUGUAAGAUGGAUCAAAAUUGUCUUCUUCCUGACCUCAAUGCUUAUUUCCCUCGUACUCUUAUCGGCGCCGGUAGUUCUGGUGGUCGCCGACGCCCUCUUGCCCUCUGCCUUGCUCUCGGCGUCGCUGUCUCCGGCGGCCACCGUUUCUCUCCGGUCUCUUUCAUCCCUACUAAGCAACUACGACUUCCAGUCUUCCCUCAUCGACAUACCCAUCAUCUCCAUCGUCCGCUCCACCAUCAUCUUAUUUGUUUACAGCUUGUGCGACGGUCCGAGGUUGUCGAGGGGCCCGUAUUUGGGAAUCGCGACGGCCUGCUCUGUUUCCUCAUUGGUGUUUCUGUCGCUGAAGGCGUCGUACGUUUUUGGGAACGGUCGGAGAUGGACGAGCGGCGGCGGAGGGUACGGCCGGAGCAUGGAGAUGGCGCUGUUUCUGUGUUCUUUUUCCAUGGCGGUGGCGCACACGGUGGUGGCUUAUAGGAUUAGUUGCAGGGAGAGGAGAAAGCUUCUUGUUUACAAAAUCGACAUUGAAGCUGUUUCUGCUUGCAAGAAGGGAUUCUCAAGAUAUCCCAAAGUGCUCCAAGAAAGAACAAAGUAGUAACAACCAAACCUGCACAGUUUUUUUUUUGGCAUUGGACCAAAUCCGGUUUUCCCUACUCGGAUUUUAGGUAAGCUAAGAUGAAGCAAAAUAUUGAUUUACUUGCAAAAAAGGCAAGUUUGGGCAUUUGGUUAUGUGACUAAAGGUAGUAACAUUUUUGUAGGUUCAUUCAAAAAGAGAUGAGUAGCUCAAGCGAGUGAAGACAUGUGCUUGUUUUAUUUAAUGUAAAUAUAUGUAUUAUAAGUGGGAUGAGAUCAUCUCUCUGAGGUAGCUAGUGUACCUAAGCCAUGUGUAUGGAAAGUGCAUAAUGCAAGCUUGUGCACCAUCAUUUUUAGUAUAUAUGAUGAGGAUAGAUGAUGUUGCAUCACUCUGAUCCACAAUAUUAUUUUUAGUAUAUAUGAUGAGGAUAGAUGAUGUUGCAUCACUCUGAUCCACAAUAUUGUACAGUUCUUUUCUCUUUCACUUUUAAAUUAAUACAAAAUUGGCUAGUGAUUUAUGGCCCAAUUUGUGUGUUACAAGUUACAACUGCUGAAAUUGUAGAGAGGUUAGAUCGCUGAAAUAAC
Messenger RNA from Cuscuta epithymum, 1440 nucleotides. The record is from the annotation of a GenBank genome assembly. Lineage: Eukaryota; Viridiplantae; Streptophyta; Magnoliopsida; Solanales; Convolvulaceae.